Molecule: messenger RNA, 1151 nt
Organism: Ziziphus jujuba (common jujube)
Lineage: Eukaryota; Viridiplantae; Streptophyta; Magnoliopsida; Rosales; Rhamnaceae
Product: MDIS1-interacting receptor like kinase 2-like
Exons: 2
Coding region: 133-1098 (321 amino acids)
Biological process (GO): protein phosphorylation
Molecular function (GO): protein kinase activity; ATP binding
Source: RefSeq, a predicted model, not a curated record
ACCUUGUUUCUUCUAUCCUUCAUUUUUGGAAUCCUGUAUAUUCUUCACAGAACAGGGAGGAAGAAAGAAAACUUGCCCACUCUUGAAACACGAAACAAUAAUCUUUUUGAAAUAUGGAGCUACGAUGGGAAAAUGGUCUACGAGAAUAUCAUCGAAGCAACAGAGGAAUUUCACUCAAAAUAUUGCAUUGGAGAGGGAGGCAGUGGAAGUGUUUACAAGGUAGAGUUAAGAACCAGUCAGGUUGUUGCUGUGAAGAAGCUUCAUGCAAAUACCAACAGUGAGAUGUCUCAUCAAAAAGCUUUUACAAGGGAGAUUGAUACUCUAGCACAGAUACGACAUCGUAACAUCGUGAAGCUAUAUGGAUUCUGUUCGCAUCCACGACACUCACUUUUGGUUUAUGAGUUCAUGGAAGGAGGAAGUCUGCAAAGUGUACUAAACAAUGAGGAAAAGGCAAGAGCUUUUGAUUGGAGUAAAAGAGUAAAUGUUGUUAAAGGUGUUGCAAAUGCCUUAUUGUAUAUGCACUUUGACUACUCACCACCUAUUAUCCAUCGAGAUAUAUCAAGCCAGAAUAUUCUUCUAAAUGAAGAACACAAUGAGGCUCAUGUUUCCGAUUUCGGAACAGCAAGAUUUCUAAAACCAGACUCAUCGAACUGGACAUCAUUUGCAGGAACUUUUGGAUAUGCUGCUCCAGAACUUCCAUAUACUAUGGAAGUGAAUGAGAAAUGCGAUGUUUAUAGUUUUGGAGUGGUGACCAUGGAAAUACUUAUGGGGAAGCAUCCUGGAAAUCUAAUAUCAUCAAUAUCAUCAUUCUCAUCAUGUACACUAGGCCAUGAUGAUGAAGUGGCACUCAAACUCAAGGAGAUUUUGGACCAACGGAUCUCAGCUCCAACAGAUGAUAAAGAAAUUGCUGGGGAAGUGGUUUGCCUUGCCAAGAUUGGACUCGCAUGCUUAAACGGCAAUCCAAGAUGCCGUCCAACAAUGAAAGAAAUUUCUCGUGAGAUGUCGACUCAAACUCAAAGGCUGUAUUAUUCAGAGUCAUUCCCUCAAAUUACAUUAGACCUACUAUGUGAUUAUCGUCCUAGUGCUUCCACUUCCUGAGUGCCUGCGUCUUCUGUUUUAUCAUGUAUUUCAUGCGCAUUUUAUAUGUUUCU